Aethina tumida (small hive beetle) is the source of this 1651-nucleotide messenger RNA. Its product is annotated as vanin-like protein 1. The record is from RefSeq and is a predicted model, not a curated record. The transcript has 7 exons. NCBI's taxonomy places the organism in Eukaryota, Metazoa, Arthropoda, Insecta, Coleoptera, Nitidulidae. Bases 137 to 1588 code for a protein of 483 amino acids.
AAGGAAUGGGUUUUAUGUGUAGAUAAAUUAAUUGAUCAGUUUUAUCAGCAUGUUGCUGAUUUGGUAAAUUAGACCGAUAAAGUAGUUUAGGAUUGUAAUCUUGUUAUCAAUUUAUUAUAAUAAAUGUAGUGCAAACAUGUUCAGGCACAUGUUUCUGUUUCUUACCUUAAUAUGGGGAAUAAAGUGUAUUGUAGAUACAAAAGAUUAUCGGGUAGCUGUUGUAGAAUACCAACGCUACUACAAAUCAAGUCAAAACUUUGAUAACUACAGGAACGUAAUAAAAAAUUUGGAACCAGUGGAUUUCAUCAUAUUCCCAGAAGCUACGUUAUCAACUGAGGCAGCAAUAGAAGUACCAAAUACAGACUUAACGAAUUGUAGUACCACUGAAAACACUUUAGAAAGCAUAGCAUGUUUGGCACGAGAAAAGAGCACCUACAUAAUAGUAAACGUGUACGAGAGGAUCAACUGCAACUCAAAUGAAGAAGGAUGCUCCAACAAAGGUUUCAACACAUACAACACAGAUCUGGUGUAUGGAAGAAACGGGUCUUUAAUAGCCAAGUACAGAAAAUGGAACUUGUACGGAGAAGUUGGUGUAAACAAAACGGAAACUCCAGAACUGGUCACCUUCGACACCGACAAAGGCACUUUUGGCGUUUUCACCUGCUUCGACAUACAAUUCCCAUCACCAGCGUUAAAUUUAACCAAAAAUGGUAUUAAAAACUUCAUUUUUCCCAACAUGUGGUUUUCAGAACUGCCCUUCCUGACAUCAUUGCAAGUUCAGCAAAUGUGGGCUCAGGAAAAUGAUGUGACUUUACUGUCUUCAGGUGCCAAUAGUAUGUACGUUGCGUCUGGUGGAAGCUCAAUCAUUCUGGGUAAUAGAGAAGUUUUGAAUAUGACCAUAGACCCAAACUUGAAUUCCACCAAUCCUGCUACUGUUUUGGUUAGUUUGGUACCAGCUCAUUCUUCUAAUGACAGGGUCAGUUUUAAAGACAGCACAGACACCAUUGAUGCUAUGGGCAAAGCUUUGGACAAGAUGGUAUUAAAUCCUGAUAAUUUUAAGGAGUACAGUUCAGAACUAGUGGGACGAAUUUCUGGAACUACAACCAGAGAAGUUUGCCACUCAUCUUUGUGUUGCAAAUUCAAUAUAAAUCAAACCAUCCAACAAGAUUCAACCAAUAGUUACGUUUACAGGUUGGUUGCCUAUACUGGAGUCCGAAGCUUUUCAGGUUUGUACAAUGGAGGCAUAGAAGUAUGUGGAUUAGUUGCUUGUACCAAUGCUACGGACAUUAUGUCAUGCACUGAGAGAUUUCCAGACUACGACAGCAUAAGCUGGUCAGUAACCUUCAACAACAUUUCAAUUACAGCCAACUUUAAGAAAUCUGACAGUAGAAUCCAAUUCCCCAAUUCACUAUUGAGUUCCUUAAGGCCUCUUCCACCCACUGAAACCAAAUGGCAAAAACUGGAAAGUGGUGACAAUGUUCAAAGGGAAUUUAGCCUUUUAGUACCCCAAACUAGGUUGCUCACCUUCGCCAUUUAUGGAAGGAAUUUUGAAGAAGACAGUGAACCAUCCACCAACUUUGUCUACUAAAUCAAACAUUUUAUAAUGGUGUUACUUUAUUACUAAAGAAAUAAAUUAGUUUUUGGACACACA